Molecule: messenger RNA, 3211 nt
Organism: Esox lucius (northern pike)
Lineage: Eukaryota; Metazoa; Chordata; Actinopteri; Esociformes; Esocidae
Gene: strn3
Product: striatin, calmodulin binding protein 3
Exons: 16
Coding region: 204-2330 (708 amino acids)
Cellular component (GO): dendrite
Molecular function (GO): protein phosphatase 2A binding; protein-containing complex binding; calmodulin binding
Source: RefSeq, a predicted model, not a curated record
ACUCUCAUAUCCAAGGUUCGGACUAAUGGCGGCCGGCAAAUCCGUACGCUGAGAGCAAAUCCAAAACAUUGCCCUGUAUUACUACAGCUGUCAAGAUAUUUCAGAGAAAGUCACCAUCAAAUUUAUAAGGGAAUACUGAACUAUUGAGGGGAGGGGGGCGAAUUCAAGCAGCAAAUUGUGCUGGGACUUUCCUCUUCUUAAAAAUGGAUGAACACCCCGGCGGAGGAGGAGUUGGAAUGGCCGCCCCAAGACAACAGCAACAACCGCAGCAGGGGAAUAACAAUGUUAAUCCCCAAAUCGGUGGUGGAGGUGGCUCAGGGAUGGGGCAGCAGCAGCAGGACGAGAUGCCGCGGCCACAGCAGUAUACCAUCCCCGGUAUUCUACAUUACAUCCAGCACGAAUGGGCCCGAUUCGAAAUGGAGAGAGCUCACUGGGAAGUGGAGAGGGCCGAACUUCAGGCUCGAAUAGCAUUCCUACAAGGUGAAAGGAAGGGUCAAGAAAACUUAAAGAAUGAUCUAGUUAGAAGAAUAAAAAUGUUAGAAUAUGCAUUAAAGCAAGAAAGAGCGAAAUACCAUAAAUUAAAAUAUGGAACAGAAUUAAAUCAAGGUGAAGUUAAGAUGCCCAGUUUUGAAUCAGAAGAUACCAAAGACACAGAGGUCCCAUCAGUCCCUCAGAACAGUCAGCUGACAUGGAAACAAGGAAGACAACUCCUCAGACAAUAUCUUCAGGAAGUAGGUUACACGGACACAAUACUAGAUGUGCGGUCUCAGAGAGUGCGCUCGUUACUGGGUCUGUCCGGCUCGGAGCAGAACGGCUCGGUAGAAACCAAGAACCUGGAACAGAUCCUCAAUGGAGGCGAGUCUCCAGCCAAACGAAAGGGACAAGAUAUGAAAAGGAAUCCAGGAGAUGUUCUGGAAACAUUCAACUUCUUAGAAAACGCAGACGACAGUGAUGAAGAUGAUGACGAGGAGGGAGACCUUAUGGAGGAUAUAGACCGAGGCAAACGCACAAUAAAAAAACAUAAGAUUAAGGUUGGAAACGAGGGCCUGGCCUCUGACCUUCCAGACGACCCUGACACAGAGGAGGCUCUCAAGGAGUUUGACUUCCUGGUGAACGCCGAAGAUGGCGAAGGCGCCGGGGAGGCCCGGAGUUCAGGGGACGGGACCGAGUGGGCCGAGCCCUUACCCUUCCCGUCGGGCGGCGGUAAGUCCUUCAUCAUGGGCUCCGACGACGUCCUGGAGAGUGUCCUGGGCCUGGGAGACCUGGCUGACCUCACGGUCUCCAAUGAUGAAGCCGACUACAGCUAUGAUAUGCCAGCCAAUAAGGACACGUUCAGGAAGACGUGGAAUCCCAAGUACACUCUGCGGAGCCACUUUGACGGGGUCCGGGCGCUGGCCUUCCAUCCCGUCGAGCCUGUCCUGGUCACUGUGUCGGAGGACCACACCCUCAAACUGUGGAACCUGCAGAAGACCGUACCUGCCAAGAAAAGUGCCUCUUUCGACGUGGAGCCCAUUUAUACGUUCCGAGCUCACGUGGGGCCUGUGCUGUCCCUGGCUGUGAGUUCCAGUGGGGAGCAGUGCUACAGUGGAGGGAUCGACAGCACCAUCCAGUGGUGGAACAUCCCCAGUUCCAACGUAGACCCUUACGACACCUAUGAUCCCAGUGUUCUAGCCGGAACAUGGCUGGGCCACACGGAUGCUGUGUGGGGGCUAGCCUACAGCGGGAUCAAGAACCGCCUGCUGUCCUGCUCAGCCGAUGGAACUGUCAAGCUGUGGAACCCCCAAGAGAAGAACCCAUGCAUAAGCACUUACAAUGCAGAGAAAGAUCACGGCAUCCCCACUGCGGUGGACUUCAACGGCUGUGAUCCGGCACACAUGGUGGCUUCCUUCAACACGGGCACAGCUGUGAUCUAUGACCUGGAGACAUCACAGCCUGCCGUGGUGUUUGCCACUCAGGGGGAGAGCACUCUCCCUGCGGCCAACCACAUCAACAAGGUGGUGAGUCACCCCACCCUUCCUGUCACUAUCACUGCCCACGAGGACAGGAACAUCAAGUUCUUCGACAAUAAAUCAGGUAAAGUGAUCCAUGCCAUGGUGGCCCACCUGGAUGCCGUCACCAGCCUGGCUGUGGACCCCAACGGUAUCUACCUGAUGUCAGGCAGCCAUGACUGCUCCAUCCGCCUGUGGAACCUGGACAGUAAGACCUGCGUUCAGGAGAUCACAGCCCACCGCAAGAAGUCGGACGAGUCCAUCUACGACGUUGCCUUCCACCCGUCCAAGGCGUACAUAGCGAGCGCUGGGGCCGACGCCCUAGCCAAAGUGUUCGUGUAGCGCGCCGGCGCUGCUCCGCUGCGACGAGACAACGGCCGAGAAAACUAAGGAUUGCUUCACUGCCUUUUGUGACAAGCAUUUUACGACACUACAUUGAAGCCGCCUCCUUUCAACCCCAUCCCUUUUGAACUCAACACUUGAAACCAGGUGCCAAUGGGACUGAUGCCAGGUGUGUGUGUGUGUGUGGGGGGGGUGGAGGAGCGCCCAGUCGCUUUUCUCUAUUUUCAAAGUUAAAAAAAUUAAAAUAACCCCAAGAACGUUAAACUGUAUUUUACUGUAGGUUAAAAGAAAAAAAGCUGGAGUAAAACAAGUCUGUGUAUGUAGCCUUUUGACUGGGUUUGAGCCAAGCUAAUGUCUGCCCUGUAGGUGUAGUUCAGUGACAGGCUAACGGGUUGGCUGUUGAACGCGUCAGUCAGACAGCGGGCCGUCGCAGAGAGAUGUCAGGAACGGGUCGUGUGUUUAACUCGAUUCACGCCGCGGGGCUGACCCCUAACCCUGCUGUGCUGAUUCCGAUCAUCCCCCACCCCCACCACAGUGUACUGUUCACCACAGGCCCAGGAGCUACGGGGGAUUUGGAACCAGGCUGGUCCAGUACAGCACAACAUGUCUCGGCUCGGUUUGGUUUGGCUCACUAGUGUCAUAGGGUUUUUCAACCAGGAGACCCUGCAGCGUCAGUUCAGUUCACCCUUCACUCAGUCAGGCGUCCACUGAGAAACAUCCAUGUAGCGAGGAAGAUGAUACAAAUGAAAUAUACAUUUCAGCUUCAUACUUUAGCAUUAUUAACAUUACAUUUUUGUGUAAAGAAAUAUAGUUUUUAUAAUCCUUUUUAUAUAAAUGUCUGUCAUAACAGCACUGAAAUUGAAGUAGAAAAAAAAAAAAAA